UUCCCUAUAUAAAAAACGAUGCACAUUUCCUCCUCCGAGAAACAGAGUCCUAAAACAGAGUCCAGAAACAGAGAGAUCCAGAGGCCAAAGCGAAGCUGCAGAGUAGCAGCAGAGCAGGCAAAUGGAGAUCGACGCUUCCAUCUACGUCUCCAUUUCCCUCAUCUUCCUCGCCGCAGUAGCUUUCCAAUUCCAUCGCGGCGCCAACAACACAUCUCCCGCCAAAAACAGCCUCCAACUGCCACCAAGCCCUCCCAACCGCCGCGCCCUCCCUUUCCUCGGCCACUUGCACCUCCUAAGCAAACCCGUCCACCGUUCUCUACACAAUCUCUCCCACAAUGGCGCCGGCGCCGUGAAAUUCCCAAUCAUGUGGAUCCAGUUCGGCUCCCGCCCCGCCGUCGUCGUGUCGUCCUCUGCCGCCGCCGAAGAAUGCUUCACCGGCAAAAAUGACGUUGCUCUGGCCAACCGUCCCCUGCUCAUGGUUGGGAAGCACAUAGGCUACAACCAAACCACCAUGGUCCAAGCGCCCUACGGCGACCACUGGCGACACCUCCGCCGCGUCGGCGCCGUCGAGAUCCUCUCCUCCGGCCGGCUCAACGAAUUGGCCGGCAUCCGGAGGGACGAAAUCAGGAACCUCAUCCUCCGCCUGGCGGAUCACAACGACAAUGCUUGUAAGAAAGUCGAGGUCAGGACGAUGUUUCACGACCUGAUGUUCAACAUCGUGAUGACGAUGAUCGCCGGGAAAAGGUACGAUGGACCGGCGUCCGGCGGCCAGGAGCAAUUUAAGGAGAUAAUGGUGGAGGUUCUGGCCUGUGCUGGGGCUUCUAGCAAUGCCGAUUUCCUGCCGGUCUUGAAUUGGCUUGAUGGUGGAAGGUACGAGAGGAAGCUGGCCGGACUUUCCAAGAGACUAGAUGAGUUUAUGCAGAGGCUGAUUGAUGAACAUCGAGUGUCCAAUAAUGGCGGCAAAACAAUGAUUGAUCAUCUCCUCUCGUUGCAGCACGUCGAACCGGAGCAAUACUCCGACCAGAUCAUCAAAGGCCUCAUUCAGAAUGUCUUCUUAGGGGCGAUUGACACAUCGACGGUGACAUUAGAAUGGGCGAUGUCGAACCUGCUCAACCAUCCGGAGAUAAUGAAGAAAGCGAGGGACGAGAUUGAUACCCAGGUCGGGGAAGGUCGAAUGGUGGAAGAACAUGACCUCCCUAAGUUGCAGUACCUGCAGAACACAAUCUCCGAAACCUUCCGAUUAUACCCACCAGGACCGCUUCUGAUUCCUCGCACCUCGUCUCGAGAUUUCACCCUUGGUGGCUACCACGUGCCGCGGAACACAAUGCUGCUGGUGAAUGCUUGGGCCAUUCACAGGGAUCCUGAGGUCUGGGACGACGCAACGAGUUUCAAGCCGGAGAGGUUUGAGACCGGUGGUGAUGGAGAAGCUGAGGCUGGAGAUCGUAGUAGUAGUCGUCGUCCUAAGCCCAUUCCGUUUGGGAUGGGUCGAAGGGCUUGCCCUGGGGAGGGUCUAGCUCGACGACUCGUCGGGCUGACUCUAGCAUCUUUGAUCCAGUGCUUUGAGUGGAAGAAGGUGGUCGAGGAGGAAGAUAUUGACAUGGCAGAAGGCCCUGGGAUUACUAUGCCAAAGCUGAUCCCUCUGCAGCUCAACUGCAAGCUUCGUCCCAUUGCCAAAGACAUGGUUAUUGCGUAGAAGUUUGUCGAGCUUUGUAUUUCAUGGCUUGAAGUCCAGCUGGUUUAAGUUUCGUAGAGUAUUUUCUGUCAUAGUUUCAUUUAGCUUACAUACCAAAAUAUCCAUGUAAUAC
Molecule: messenger RNA, 1805 nt
Organism: Linum tenue
Lineage: Eukaryota; Viridiplantae; Streptophyta; Magnoliopsida; Malpighiales; Linaceae
Source: the annotation of a GenBank genome assembly